GAAGACAAGGACCCAACUCCUAACAGAAAACUACCUACCACCGCUCUCUCUCUCCCUCUCCCUCUCCCUCUCCCUCUCCCUCUUUGUGCUAUGUGAAAAGGGCGAAAGCAGAGGAGAGGAGGGGUCAUCUACCAAAUGGAACUCGUGAAGAACAACUCCAUCACGUUUUCCUUCUGACCUUCUUCUUCUUCUCUUCCUACUCGUCUACGACGUCUAGCCCCCACCAUCAUCACCACCACACGCAAACUACUGAAACCCAAAAUACACGGUAUCCCGGCAAAAUAGCGGCUCCUCGAUUCUAGGGUUUCCUCCCUUUUUUCCUCUCUGAUUCUUCUUUAUCCUUCUUACCCGCGACCCCGGUCUAUUUUCCGGCGUUUCUUGGCCUCAGUUUUUCUGGUUUUGUCAACUGGAACAAUGUCAAGUUUGGAGGAGCCACUUGGUCUUGACAAGUUGCCAAGCUUGAGCACUAUUGACAGGCAGAGGUUCUCCUCUAGUGCUUGCAGUCCCAGCAUGGAGGACAUGGGAAUGGGAAGCUGUUGGAUUGAAGGGAGGAAUUGCAGGUCAUCCAACAACUGCGAUGAAGAUUAUGAAAAUCAUAAAAGAGAGCGAUUCACAUGGAGAAGACAAAGAAAAGACGAGCCCCAUAGUAACUCCUUCAAUCAAAGGAUUCUUAGCUUAGGCAGGAAUCACAGUGUGUAUGGAAGUGCUAGUGAGUGUCAGUACUUGCCAGAUCAUCACUAUAGCUCCCCGUGCAAUGAUAGAAACAUAAGAAGCAUUACCAACAAGUUUUUAAGAGGUAUACCAAAGUUUGUGAAGAUAGUGGAAGUUGGUCCAAGGGAUGGAUUACAGAAUGAGAAGAAUAUAGUACCCACUGCUGUAAAGGUUGAAUUGAUUCAUAGACUAGUACAUUCUGGAUUGCUUGUUGUUGAGGCUACAAGUUUUGUCUCUCCAAAAUGGGUUCCUCAGUUAGCGGAUGCAAAGGAUGUAAUGGAAGCAGUUCAAAAUGUAAAGGGUGCUAGAUUGCCAGUCCUGACACCUAAUUUAAAAGGCUUUGAAGCGGCUAUUGCAGCUGGUGCUAAGGAAGUAGCGAUCUUUGCAUCUGCUUCUGAGUCCUUCUCAAAGUCAAACAUUAAUUGUGGCAUUGAAGAGAGUCUGAGGCGUUACCGUUCUGUUGCUCUGGCUGCUAAGAAGCUUUCAAUCCCUGUUCGUGGGUAUGUAUCAUGUGUUGUUGGAUGCCCUGUGGAAGGCGCAAUUCCUCCUUCAAAAGUUGCAUAUGUGGCAAAAGAACUUUAUGAAAUGGGUUGCUUUGAAAUCUCUCUUGGUGAUACAAUUGGGAUUGCUACGCCAGGUGCUGUUAUUCCAAUGCUGGAGGCUGUAAUGGCUUUUGUUCCUGUUGAGAAUAUUGCUGUCCAUUUUCAUGACACUUACGGGCAGUCCCUUCCCAACAUUUUAGUAUCCCUGCAAAUGGGGAUCAGCAUAGUUGAUUCAUCUAUUGCGGGACUGGGAGGGUGUCCAUAUGCCAAGGGAGCUUCAGGGAAUGUUGCCACCGAAGAUGUUCUAUACAUGCUCAAUGGGCUCGGUGUGAAGACAAACGUUGAUCUGGAAAAGCUCAUGCUGGCCGGGGAGUUCAUCAGCGAGCAUCUGGGCCGCCCAUCUGGUUCCAAGACUGCCGUUGCCUUGAGCCGUGUCACAGCUGAAUGCUGAUACCUCUACAAUGAAAGAAAAUGAGUGUGGAUUAUUCUUAUAGCCUGUAAGCUCUAUACAUGGGGAAAAGAAAGAAUGCAGGUAGAAGAGGAGGAACAGAAAUCUCUUUGGUUCUGACGUAUGGCAUUUUUCUUCUCUUGGCUGCGCUGCCCUGCAUUAUAUAUAAAGAGUUAAAAUAAAGGAAGAGCCUAGAAGUAAAGAUUAUUAUAGUACUAAAUUGACUUUGUAAUUAUGGCCAUGGGUCACAUGAUCCAAAUCUUGAUUUAGAAAAAGAAAAAAAAGAAAAGAAAAAAUAUAUCAUAUUUGAUUACAAAA
This is a messenger RNA of Malania oleifera, 2019 nucleotides long. Its product is annotated as hydroxymethylglutaryl-CoA lyase, mitochondrial. The record is from RefSeq and is a predicted model, not a curated record. NCBI's taxonomy places the organism in Eukaryota, Viridiplantae, Streptophyta, Magnoliopsida, Santalales, Ximeniaceae. Gene Ontology annotation, cellular component: mitochondrion. Gene Ontology annotation, molecular function: hydroxymethylglutaryl-CoA lyase activity. The transcript is spliced from 9 exons. Gene Ontology annotation, biological process: ketone body biosynthetic process; L-leucine catabolic process. The coding region runs from base 415 to 1704 and encodes 429 amino acids.